ACUUGAUUAUAUAUUUUGUAUGAUUCGGGAUCGUGAUUUGUAAAGAAGUAUUCCGCGGCAAAUAAAUUGGCGCGAGUUGUGCGCAUGUAAAUUGGGGAACAAAAAGAAAGAACGCUUCAAACCCAAAGAUGACAGAUAAAGACGAGGGUUUUGAUGAUGCGGUGGAGGAGAGAGUUAUUAAUGAAGAAUAUAAGAUUUGGAAAAAGAACACACCGUUUCUCUAUGACUUGGUUAUGACCCAUGCAUUAGAAUGGCCAAGUUUGACAGCCCAGUGGCUCCCAGAUGUCACAAGACCAGAAGGCAAAGACUAUUCCCUACACAGACUUAUUUUAGGAACACACACGACUGAUGAAAUGAACAAUUUGCUGAUAGCCAGUAUUCAGCUUCCCAAUGAUAACUCAACAUUUGAUGCCUCCAUGUAUGAAUCAGAAAGGGGAGAGUUUGGCGGAUUUGGGUCUGUUAGUGGUAAAAUCGAGAUCGAGAUAAAGAUAAACCAUGAGGGAGAAGUGAACAGGGCCAGGUACAUGCCUCAGAAUCCAUGUAUCAUCGCCACGAAGACACCGUCCAGCGAUGUCCUGGUGUUUGACUACACAAAACACCCCUCCAAACCAGACCCCAGUGGUGAAUGCAAUCCAGAACUACGGCUGAAGGGACAUCAAAAAGAAGGAUAUGGCUUAUCAUGGAAUCCCAACUUGAAUGGACAUCUACUCAGUGCUUCAGACGAUCAUACAAUUUGCCUGUGGGACAUCAAUCAGAAUCCCAAAGAACACCGAGUGAUAGAGGCCCACACCAUCUUCACCGGUCAUACCUCAGUCGUGGAAGAUGUGGCCUGGCAUUUACUCCAUGAGAGCUUGUUUGGAUCAGUGGCAGAUGAUCAGAAGUUAAUGAUAUGGGAUACAAGGUCAAAUAACACAACCAAGGCCAGUCACAUUGUGGAUGCCCACACCGCAGAGGUCAACUGUCUGUCCUUCAACCCCUACAGCGAGUUCAUCCUGGCCACAGGGUCAGCUGACAAGACUGUUGCUUUGUGGGAUCUUCGAAAUCUCAAACUCAAACUUCAUUCAUUCGAAUCACACAAAGAUGAAAUUUUCCAGGUUCAAUGGUCUCCACAUAAUGAGACAAUCCUGGCUUCGAGUGGGACAGACAGACGGCUCCAUGUAUGGGAUCUCAGCAAAAUUGGCGAGGAGCAGUCUGCAGAGGAUGCAGAAGAUGGACCCCCGGAACUGUUGUUCAUUCACGGAGGGCACACAGCUAAGAUUUCAGACUUUUCUUGGAACCCCAAUGAACCUUGGGUAAUCUGCUCUGUGUCUGAAGACAACAUAAUGCAAGUCUGGCAGAUGGCUGAAAAUAUUUACAAUGAUGAGGAACCUGACACGCCAGCUGCAGAAUUGGAAACUGGUACUUCAUAAGGGGCCAACGAAACAGGAUGGCUGACAUCAUGUGACCUUGACCUCAAGAUUGACCUUCAGAUUGAUGCCUCCAGAUAUUUGAGACUGAAUAUUUGUUUUUAUCUCAGUGACUCUCUAUGAAAUGUGUCAGUACUAUUUAAGUCUGAACUAAUUGUGUCAUUACAGAAUAAAUUGCUGUUCUUGUAGAAUGUAUAUAUUGAAGUAAAUUGUGUCUUAGAAUAUAA
This is a messenger RNA of Magallana angulata, 1633 nucleotides long. RefSeq names its product histone-binding protein RBBP4. Gene Ontology annotation, molecular function: histone binding. Lineage: Eukaryota; Metazoa; Mollusca; Bivalvia; Ostreida; Ostreidae. The coding region runs from base 129 to 1409 and encodes 426 amino acids. Gene Ontology annotation, biological process: regulation of gene expression. The record is from RefSeq and is a predicted model, not a curated record. The transcript has 15 exons. Gene Ontology annotation, cellular component: ESC/E(Z) complex; NuRD complex; nucleus.